UAAUCGUGACCAGUCUGACAAGUUUGUACGUAGUUCCGACAAAAUUUAUAUCCAAAUCGUAUAAAUACAGCUGAAUAUAAAAUUAAGCCGUCAGUUACGUUUUCGAAACCGACCAGUACAUUAUUUCAGCCUAAGGAUGAUUAAGAUCGUCGUUCUGGUCGCCCUCGUGGCUGUUGCCUCUGUAAAUGCUUCGUUCCAAACCGGCAAUGUAAGCCCGACUGGUCGUAUCGUUGGUGGUGAGGAUGCCGCCAUCGAAGAAGUACCCUACCAGGUAUCUCUCCAGGUCUUCGGCUCGCACAUCUGCGGUGGUGCCAUCAUCUCCGACACCUGGAUCUUGACCGCUGCUCACUGCAUGGUCUACCCCAGAAGAUGGUUCACCGUUCGCGCCGGUUCCACCGUCUCCAGCAUUGGCGGCACCCGCACAUCACUCAGUUCAGUAGUGAGCCACGCAAGCUACAGCUCAAACAGAUGGGGAAUCCCGAUCAACGACAUCGCUCUGCUGCAACUGGCAUCAGCCCUCACCCUAGACUCCACCCGUCAGCCCAUCUCUCUGUACGCCGUUGACGAGGAAGCCAGCGUCGGUUCCAUCGCUGUCAUAACCGGAUGGGGUACUCUUACCGAGGGAGGCAGCGCUUCCAGAACUCUCCAGACUGUCUCUGUCCCCAUUAUUUCCAAGGCUGACUGCAACAGCGCUUACAGCGUCUGGGGAGGACUUCCCGACGGUCAAAUCUGUGCCGCGUAUCCUGAGGGAGGCAAAGACGCCUGCCAGGGUGACUCUGGUGGUCCCCUCGCUAUCAGCGGACGUCUUGCUGGUGUCGUUUCCUGGGGUAACGGUUGCGCCCGCGCUGGAUGGCCGGGUGUAUACACUGAGGUCGCGUCCUACCGCAGCUGGAUCUCCACCAACUCUGGAGUCUAAAAAUCAGUCUCCAUUUCACCUAGGCUAUCCUUCAAGCAACCGCGGGGCUUGAUUUCAUUAACGAUAUUUUAAAUUAAUAAAUACAUGUUUGACGAAUCCGAUCAUCCUUGUAGCUGUUGAACCGUUCAUAUUCUUAUCCACCUGAGUAACAGUGUCUUGACCGUACAUUUGUGUAUAUUUGCUACGCAUAUUGCCAACUUUAAUUUAAUUACAGAUAUAGCGACAUCGAAUAAAAUACUAGGCUCCAAUUACU
Messenger RNA from Neodiprion virginianus, 1169 nucleotides. Its product is annotated as trypsin-1-like. The coding region runs from base 137 to 916 and encodes 259 amino acids. The transcript has 2 exons. The record is from RefSeq and is a predicted model, not a curated record. NCBI's taxonomy places the organism in Eukaryota, Metazoa, Arthropoda, Insecta, Hymenoptera, Diprionidae. Gene Ontology annotation, biological process: proteolysis. Gene Ontology annotation, molecular function: serine-type endopeptidase activity.